Leishmania mexicana MHOM/GT/2001/U1103 is the source of this 3669-nucleotide messenger RNA. RefSeq lists its product as hypothetical. Gene Ontology annotation, molecular function: protein binding. The transcript has a single exon. NCBI's taxonomy places the organism in Eukaryota, Euglenozoa, Kinetoplastea, Trypanosomatida, Trypanosomatidae. The record is from RefSeq and is a predicted model, not a curated record. Bases 1 to 3669 code for a protein of 1222 amino acids.
AUGGAUGACGAGGUCGAUGCGCGCGACAUUGCUGCUCUCUUAGCGGAGCUGCAGGAUGUCGGCGGCACCGUCACGGGUAGCAGCGACGCCACGAACGCGCGUCCGUACGGUGAGGCCUCGAUGCGCCGCGGUGUUGUUGGCGGAACGAGUGUGCUCAAGGAUCAGCAGCGCAGUGCCAAUGCGGCACCUAGCCUGCCUCGCCGUGUCAGCACCGGCGAGGGAGGCGCAAGUGUCCCGAUCCGCCCGGGAAUGCGUCCAAGUUCCACUGCCGCCGCAUCGAGAUCGCUAGCCCCCAUCAGCUUUUCUACGUACAGCGCAGCCGAUACAGGGCUCACGGAUGCGCAGCUUAGCUCGCAGCGGCUGUCCGCCACGCCGCUUGGCGUGCGACUGACACCUCUGGGCGACAGCAACGGCGCAGCCGCCCCUGCCCCCAUCCCACCACUGCUGUCGUCGUCACCGCGAAAGGCCCCCCUGCCUGCAUCUCCCUCCCGUGCCAACACCGCUGCGGACGCGGGGGCACCGGAACCGCCGCUGACGUCUCAGUCACCUCUCCCUCCGCUGCCCAGCCUUGGAGCUCGCGGCUCGCGAGCUGGCGGCACCAAGGUUACGGAGGUCGGCGGGGAUCUGGGCGAAGGGGCCUCCGCGUCCGUUCCCGUUGAUGUGCUCCCAUGGCCCGCGUCAAGCGAGGCAUCCACCGGCGGCAAUGAGGGCCUGUUGCCGAAGGCCGUCCCUGCCGCCGCUGCUGCUGCUGCUGCCACAGCGGUGUCGUCAAUGCCCGAGGCACCGCGCGAGGUGAACUUUCUGCCGAUCAUGUGUGCGCGAUAUCUCCGCCCGGUCGGGCUCACACCAACCGCCCGGUCGGGUCACACCCUCACUCCUGUCACGCCUGACACGAUGCUUCUCUUCGGCGGCCUCGAUCUCCAUGGCGAGGAGACGACGUCGCUCAUGGCCUUCAACGCGACCACCAUUUCGUGGGAACCUCUCUAUACCUUGUCAGAGGCCCCAGUGGCGCGCCACAGUCACGCCGCCUGUGCCUAUGAUGGGCGGUACCUCAUCAUCAGCGGUGGCGUCGCGCAGCACGGCGGUGCAGUGCUGAACGACAUGCACGUCUACGACCUGGACACACACCAUUGGCGCUGUGUGUGGGACGGGCAGCGGGAUGGGUCAGCGGAGAACCGCAACGAGCCCGGGCCGCGCUUCGGGCAUACGAUGGUGCUGCAUGACGAUCGACUUUACCUGUACGGAGGGAAAACCACGAGCGAGUCGCGCCAGCGCACACGGCGCGGCUCCGGCACCGGGAGCGUGGUAGCCGCGACGACGGCAGCCGCGACACUUGCGAGCGGCUCGGACGUGUAUGUGUUCUCGCUGAACAGCUACCAGUGGCGACGGCGCGUGCGGGCGGCUAAGGAGCACCACUCCCCUCCUCCUGAGCAGGCGGCGGCAGUUCAGAACUCAGAGAAGCCGGGCGAAGACGCAAAUGCGGAGAGUCAUCAGACGGUGCGCACCCGCCCUGCCACGCGCACCUACCACGCCGCGUGUAUCAGGGGAAACACCAUGUACAUUAACGGCGGCGCAGGGGCGUCGGAGGUGCUCACCGAUACGUGGUCAGUGCAGCUGCACACGGGAGAGUGGCACUGCGUGCACCGGGGCGGUACCGCCGACGCCGUUCCACGCGAGAAGCACGCCAUCUUUGUGUGCGGUGAGGCACUGUUGCUCGUCGGCGGGUGCAGCGGUGGGAGUUUGAACGAGCGCAUCACCGGCAAGUUCACGCAUUUUUCCGUGGUGCUGCCGCUGGUUGGCAACGCGGCCAGCGCACCGUGUUGGAUUCCGGUGGCGAUGGGCAACAUGUCCAUUGUGCAGCCGCACAGGAAGAGCUUUGCAGCUGCGCUGGCGGGCGGCUUCGUCUACGUAUUCGGCGGUGUGUGUGGGGCGGACCCGGCAACGAACUCGAUGGUGCGCUUCCUGGCUGCUGAUGGCUAUGUCUCGGAGAACGAUCAGGCAGCGGUGGCCACCAGCGGCGGCGACGGAGGUGCUCAGCGGCUCCGACUGAAGCUUCAGCAGUUGCGGGAACAGCAACAAGGCACACCGUUUGACUGCUACGUGUAUGCUGGCACGUAUGGCAGUGCAGAUAUGGCAUCUGCCGUUGCGCAGCUGCAAGCUCCGUGGGCCUCAGGGGCGGCCAGAGAGGACGGUGGGCUUCAGCAACAGCAGCAGCAGAUGAAGACUGGGGAGGAGGAUGUACCGAUAGCUGGUCUGCAUCGCGCCAUCGUGCAUCAGCGUGCGCCGCUCCUCCUCAAGCAGCUCGAGGGUUGUCGCUCGGAGUUGUACAGCUGCGGAAGUGGUGCCGCCUUGUCCACCGCCAGAGCACCAGGACAGCAGCAGCAGCAGCAGAACCGCACCCCGUUAGACAUGGGCCGUGAUGAGGUGGACGCACUCUUGCAGCAGGUUUCCGAGGGACAGCGCGGCGGGGGCGCAAGGGCAGUCGACCCAUCGUCUGCAGCCAAAGACAGCACUGCACGGGCAGGCGCCUCGGCUGGUGGGGCAGGUGGUCUGCCCAUAUACUUCACAAACGGCACGCCGCGCGCCCCUGGCUUGGCACAGCCGCUCACGGCCGAUGCCCUGCAGUGCCUCGUCGACUACGUCUACUGGGGUGGCCUGAAGGCCAAAUACCGCGUGCUGUUGGAGAAGGACGAGGACGGCGGCGACGGUGCGGAGGCGAAUAGUGGCCGUCCUACUGCGAGCACCAGUGAGAACAGCUUCACGGCCGAGUACCGAGCGCGUCUGGUGCAGACGCUGGAGAUCGUCAAGGCAGCCGGUGAGACCUACGAGCUAGCUCCCCUGGCUACUCUCUGCGCGAGUCUACUGGCGGGUGAUCGGGAGCAGGUGCGGCUGGCACGGCAGCGGAGCACCGAGCAGCUGCGCAGCGACAUGGCCGCGCUUCUCAGCGCGCCGUCCAUCGGUGCCAACACUACCAUGGUAGUUGUGGACCCACAUACAAAGGCGCAGUCGGUGCAUGUGCUUCAUGCCUGCAUCUUGCUGACUGCUAGCGAUCUCUUCACCGAGCUGCUGCGGCCGCUCUACCGCACCGUAAGCGGCGGGCCCGCGAGCGGUGGCACCUUGUCCAACCGUGUCGGCUCACUGGCAGCGAAGCUGAGCACGGCAGCAGCCGCCUCACCGCUUGCGCUCCUCACGAGCUCGUCGAAGCGGACUGUACUGAUCGGUCCAGUGCCCUUGCCGCUCCUGGCUGUGCAGCCCAUCCUGCGCUACCUCUACACCCAGCAGCUUCAGGCGCCGUCCGAGACCGCGUUCGAGGUGAUGCUCGGCGCGCAUCAGCUUCGCCUCACAGAGCUACAGUCGCUCUGCGAGGCCGCCGUGGCUCGAGAGGUGGUGAACUACCAGACUUGUUGCUCCCUCUACCACCUGGCGCGCAAGUACCAGGCAUCGCUACUCGAGGAAAUCGCGCUCUUGACGGCCGUUUCGGGCUUCGCCACGGUGCGCAACACCUCUGCCUACCAACUGCUGUCCGAUGAAGAGAAGCAGAACAUCGACGCCGUGGCAGCGGAGCUGGGCUCGUCGACUUGGGUGCCGCCCCCGCAGCCAAUGGCGGAGAUGAAGUCAAGGGCCACCUACAACUCCCGCUGGGACUCCUCAGCGCCGUCGGCACUGUAA